Aegilops tauschii subsp. strangulata is the source of this 613-nucleotide messenger RNA. RefSeq names its product small ribosomal subunit protein bTHXm. NCBI's taxonomy places the organism in Eukaryota, Viridiplantae, Streptophyta, Magnoliopsida, Poales, Poaceae. The record is from RefSeq and is a predicted model, not a curated record. Gene Ontology annotation, biological process: plastid translation. Gene Ontology annotation, cellular component: ribosome; plastid.
CCUCACACUUUGCCAGUCCUCACCUCCUCUCUUCCUUUCUCCUCUCGCGGACGGUUAAUCCAAAGGCGGCGGCGGCGGCGCUACGCUGCGGUAGGCAUCGAGAUCGGCGGCGGAAUCAUGGCGCUGCGGAUGGCGGCGGCGGCGUUCGUGCGGCGCCUGGCGCCGGCGCGCCCCCCGGCGCUCCUGGCGGAGGGGGAGGCCGUGACGUGCGGGCGCGGGGACAAGAAGACCAAGCGCGGGAAGCGGUUCAAGGGCUCCUACGGCAACUCGCGGCCGAAGCGGGAGAAGAAGAUCGAGCGCAUCAAGGACCGCGUCGAGGUGCCCCGCUCCACCCCGUGGCCCCUCCCCUUCAAGCUCAUCUGAGCUCAGCGAGCACCCCCCUCGGUUCGUCAGGCCACCUAGGGUUUUACUUUACCCCCUAUCAAUUACUGCUGCUCUCAGCUGGUUUCCUUUAGCUCCACUUCCAUGGCUGCGCCUGGGCAGGCAUGCGUUUUACUUAGUUGUUUCCCAAAUUAGGCUGUGUUGGAUAUGUACUAUGGGAUCGAAUUGCCAUGUUGCAACCAUUUUGGACAGCGCAGUCGCUCUGGAUGAAAUGGAUCAUGUUUCUGUGUCA